Molecule: messenger RNA, 786 nt
Organism: Naegleria lovaniensis
Lineage: Eukaryota; Heterolobosea; Eutetramitea; Acrasida; Naegleriidae
Exons: 3
Coding region: 1-786 (261 amino acids)
Source: RefSeq, a predicted model, not a curated record
AUGGAAAAACUAUUGCAGAGUUUGCUUAACAAUGAAAAAUGUGCUUCGAGCCUGUCCAAUUUCAAUUUUGAAGCAGAUUGUUUGAAAUUAUUGCUCUCCAAGCUUUUAGGUACAUUGGUAAUUCUCGGAUCUGUGUUGUAUAAGGUUCCACAAAUUAUUACCAUUUGUAAGAAGUCUUCCGUAGAGGGUUUAUCUGCAUUGAUGUUUAUUUUGGAAAUUUAUGGACAAGUGAUUACUUUGGGAUACAAUAUUCGUGGAGGCAAUCCAUUCAGUACCUAUGGAGAAUAUGUGUUUAUGAUUGUACAAAACGUCAUCAUUCUCUUGCUCUUUUUCAUUUAUUCCAAGAACAAUGAUUUUGUUUUCUCUCUCUCAAGUAUUGUAUUCCCGGUCUUCUUUUAUUUUACAGUUUUUGAUACCAUCUAUGUUACUGAACAAGUGAUGAAAACUCUGUUCGCUCUUACUGUUCCAAUUUUCAUUUUCUCUCGUGUACCACAAAUUAUCAAGAACUUUUCUCAAGGAGGUGUUGGUGCAUUGAGCUUUACAACUACUUUCAUGCAGGUUGCAGGAUCAGCUGCCCGUUUGUUCACUACUUUACAAGAAGUUGACGACAAACUUAUUUUGUUUACAACCAUUUUAGCUGUAGGAUUGAACGGUAUUCUAAUGCUGCAAAUUAUUUAUUAUGACAUGAUUGUUGGAAAGAAAAAGAGUGACACUGUAACAACCGCUCCAUCAGCAAGCUCUGAAGCCUCCACUCCAAAGAAGAGAAAGUCCGUAAAAACUGAGUGA